UCCAACCUGCAGCCGCCCUACCAGCAGCGGCGCUCCCUCUAGCCAUCGAAUGGCAGGCAGAAGAACCACCUGUGGCAGCCCAACCUCCAGAAAUGGAAGAAAUGUCUUCAUCCGAUUCGGAGACUUCUGUGAAUUUGGGACCCAGGUCGGCACCUCAGCGACCAUUCGCAGCAGCCGACGAGUCGGCUGCUGUUAUACCAGCUGUCUGCCCAACUCGACCGACCUCAUUGCUGCCCCCCUCACUGACAGCAGUCCGCCCAGAGGGGCCUUCGGACUUAGCUGUCCUAUCGACUGUUCCGGUUCCAGCGGAGGCCCAGACUGUGUUCACUGAGGCCAUUAACCGUCCCCUGUCCGAAUUAAGGUCCGACUUAUUGGACAAGCUCAUUCAGACGGUUGGUGGCCUUCUUUAUUACACUCCAACGGAAUCACCAGCCGUCCCCAUUCUGCAUCGGCUGAUGGAAAGACUUACAGAGCUCAAGACUGAAGUAUUAGUCAUUGGAUUCCUUACACCAAGAAUGAAGCUGAAUUGGAUCAAGAGCUGA
This is a messenger RNA of Andrographis paniculata, 542 nucleotides long. RefSeq lists its product as uncharacterized. The transcript has 4 exons. The record is from RefSeq and is a predicted model, not a curated record. Lineage: Eukaryota; Viridiplantae; Streptophyta; Magnoliopsida; Lamiales; Acanthaceae. The coding region runs from base 93 to 542 and encodes 149 amino acids.